Penaeus monodon (black tiger shrimp) is the source of this 1190-nucleotide messenger RNA. RefSeq lists its product as uncharacterized. The record is from RefSeq and is a predicted model, not a curated record. Lineage: Eukaryota; Metazoa; Arthropoda; Malacostraca; Decapoda; Penaeidae.
AUGGCUGGGGACCCCCCUCACGUGCACCUCUGGCACCAUUACCGUUACACUGAACGCAGGGCGCAUAUCCCGAGCGUGAGACCUCAAACUUACAUCAGCCUCCCCUUUCAACGUCCCUUGCAAAAACAGUUCAACAUACGCCUACAUUCUGAUCCAAAUCCUUCGUUAUUGCCAAGCAACAGACGAGUAACGAAGGCGUCCAUACCGGCAGAAUCAUCACCACAGAAGACAAUCCCCAACAGAGAUGCAAUUGCGUUAAAUGUGGCAACGAUGAAACGCGAGUGGCGAUUCGUAAUCUGGGUUGCCUUCGCUCUGGUGGCCCUGGCAAUGCCUACGUGCGUCACUUCCGCAGCUGUGGCAGAAACCAAAUGCAGCGGCUCUCAGACAGAGUGUCGAUACGUCUGGCGUGAGAAAUGGCGAGUGUGCUUAUAUGGAUCAGCAGGGGAGGUCUGUCAAGAUCCGCUACACCGAAUAUCCUGACGGGAGGCUGGAGGCCGAGAUCCCUGGCGAAGGACCCUUGCAGGACCCAGCAGGAGAGUUGGCUCGAUGCAGGGAGGCGGUGAAGGAGAGCCAUCGUCAAGUGCAGGACCGGAUUCAACAAACACAGCAAGCGUUGGACCGCAACAGAGCUUUCCUUCGCCAUGUGAUCGAUAACUUUGCCAGAAGAAUUCCUCCAUUUGUAGACGGACAGGAUGCUCUAUUGGCGAGAGAGAUGUUGCCUUGAGAGCGAGAGGCUGUGCCCUGAGACUCUUUGAGGUCUUAACUGCGGAGGGAACGAGACAUCACAUUACACUUCAUGAUGUCCCAUAGACCUGGUUCGGCGUUAUAUAUAUAGAAACCUGGUCAUUAUGAUAUGGAACUUUGCAUUGUUAUGUAUUUCUUGUCAUUAUUAUUAUCGUUUUUUUUUUUCUAGGUUCAAGCUCUGUUUAUAAAAGGAAAGGAUGAUGGCCUUUUAUCCAAGUUGUUAGGAGUUUCGUUUAUAUAUAUGAAUGGCGUAUCGGAGCAAAUAUGAAUACUGUUUUCUCAUGGUUCCAAGAUGACUAUGAAUGUACGAAUUCAGCAAACGAGUCGCCUGAAUGAACGAGAGGAACAAAAUAGCCAUACCUAUAUAGCACUACGAAAGGGCAGAUUAUAUCAUUCUGGUUCCAAACGUUGACACGACGCGAUAUCAAUAAAGUCUGUAAACUACA